UGUCAAUAGAGUGGAAUUUUAAAUUAAAAUGCCAGAUUGGCCCUCUAUGGCUGUGAUAUGGAUUAUUCUAUGGGACUGGUGGCCGAAGUCCGUGAAGUUAACAUAUGUGGGGUACAAAGGCUACCACAAGGCUGAGAGCACGGACCAAGCACCCAAAAUAUUUUCGAGCCUCGUCGAGACUUCAUGGGACGGCGCUUGAAGGGACUUACUUCAUAUUCCUGCAUAUACGUCAAGAUUUUUCGGCAUAUAUUUGACAAAAUGUCGACCGUCUUACCUCCCCCGAGCAAGCGCGCAAGAACGGACGCAGCAGAGAGAGCGGGACAGCAACAAGCUAUCGAAGAGAUACCGUCGGAUGCGGGGAGCUUACGGAUACAGUUUUUCGACGAGACGACAGGCCUCCCAAUCGGCUCAGGACCAAUCUUGGUUGCAGUUGCGGAUGCAAACCCAAAGAACUUAGAGAAUCUUGUUAAUGCUCUGCAAGGCCAUGAUGAAUCUGACCAUAUUCCUUAUCGCUUCACCCUCCCCGUCCCAGAAAGGAAAGCCUCCAUAAACCUCAUCACCACCGCCUUCCCUACCAACGUCUACAAAACCCUCCUGCAGCCGGGAUUAAUAAGUACCGAAGAGGUGCAGAACAUCUCUGCCGCGCCACAAGCAGUUUUCAAAGUCAAGCCGGUCUCGCGAUGCGCGUCCACGAUCCCAGGACAUGGCGAAGCCAUCUUAGCCACGCAAUUCUCACCGAGGAGUUCGUCCAGGAUGGUUAGCGGUAGUGGUGACAAUACCGCAAGGAUAAUGGACUGCGAUACUGGUACUCCCAUCCACACGCUGAAGGGCCAUACAAGCUGGGUGUUGGCCGUUAGCUGGUCGCCGGACGACAUUAGAAUAGCAACUGGUAGUAUGGACAACACAGUGCGUUUAUGGGACCCGAAGACUGGUGGCGAAAUGGGCAAGCCGAUGAAGGGCCAUUCAAAGUGGGUUACGAGUUUAAGUUGGGAGCCAUACCACAUGCAGAAGCCAGGAGAGCCGAGACUCGCCUCGUCGUCGAAGGAUUGCACGGUUAGAGUAUGGUCGACAAACCAGGGGAAGAUCGAUAUGGUAUUCAGCGGACACAAGGGAUCGGUGUCGUGCGUGAAGUGGGGAGGAACUGGGUUCAUCUACUCGGCGUCUCACGACAAGACCAUCAAGGUGUGGAACGUCAGUGACGGCACUUUGGCUCACACUUUGAGCUCCCACGCGCAUUGGGUCAACCAUCUCGCGCUGUCCACAGACUUCGUCCUCCGCACUGCCUACCACGACCACACCGGCAAGAUCCCCGAGACACAGGAAGGCAAGGUAGCCGCAGCGAAAGAGCGGUUCCUCAAGGCAGCCACCAUCCAGGGCGAGGUCGUUGAGCGCCUCGUCUCCGCUUCGGACGACUUCACCAUGUUCCUCUGGGAACCUUCUAAGGGGACGAAGCAUAUCGCCAGACUCAUGGGACAUCAGAAACAAGUGAACCAUGUGACCUUCUCGCCGGAUGGGUUGCUCAUCGCAUCGAGCGCCUUCGACAACUCCACGAAGCUCUGGAACGCACGUGAUGGAAAGUUCAUCAACACGCUUAGGGGCCAUGUUGGGCCAGUGUACCAGUGUGCCUUUAGCCCGGACUCGAGACUGCUGGUAACCGGCAGCAAAGACACGACGCUGAAGUGCUGGGACAUGAGGACGCACAAGCUCGCAGUUGAUUUGCCUGGCCAUCAAGAUGAAGUGUAUUCGGUCGACUGGAGCCCAGAUGGGAAAAUGGUCUGUAGUGGAGGAAAAGACAAGGCCAUCAGGACCUGGAGGCACUGAGAAUAGUAAUGAAUAGGGCGUUGCGCAGUUGAAUCCGCCCGACACAUGAAAUCCCAUGAAAUGUCCGUCGAUGGAAGGGAAGGCCCUAUGACCUGGCUGUUCUCGAAACGUGCUGCAGAUUGUGCACCCCAUCUAACCGCGUGCCACACCCACCUGUGUGGGUAACAAGGGACUUCAGUCUUUUCAGUCGGCUGCUCUCUUGGAGUAUGGGAAAUGAGUUGAAGCACAACACAUACAGCCUUGGCUUCUGUGACAGGCCUGGUCCCACCGUCCACUACCUAUAGUAUCAAUAUGAGCGAAAAUGGCGCAUGCACCCCCUUUCCAGUCCAAUUACUGUACGCAAACGGUUCAUCAAUCUCAAAUGCUACCGUGUAACAACGUGAUUCUCGAUACAUGUGAAAGUUGCGUAUGGGAGGGUGUUACGCAAAAGCCGCAGCAAUGACCUGGGACCCGGAGGAGCGGCAAGCGUUCGCUGGCGGUGGCAAGCCAAGCGAGGCCCAGGCUGAUCAUGAAAAGAAGUCGAGAAGCUGAUUUGCUGCACGGCAUUUUCGCACAAUCAGGAGUACAGAGAAGCGCCGUUGUCGUUGGUUUGUCGCGCCGAGCUGCGCCCGGGGUUCUGGGGUUUGGGACGGCGGACGGCAUUUGGUAGUGUGAGGGAAUUGAUGCCCUAUGGGCCCUGCGUGUCGGAAAUAAACGGCUCAACGAUGUUUUCGUGGACCGCCGCGCCACGCGAUGUUUCUUUAAGUGUCUGCUGGAGUACUCUACUACAGGACAAGUACUCCCUGUAGUUGAGGCUGUUGAGCCAAUACAGAACUGCAUAUUGCUGGCAUGGAUAUAUCACACAUACGGAGAGUAUACUCUAUCACACGCAUACCUCAGUACUCGUUGGAAUGCGCGCUUGGAGCCAAUGAGGCCGACCGCGUGUCAGCUUAGCCCUGUGUUAGUGGCCCAUACUUGUGGGCAGCAAUUGGGCUCUGGCAUGCAUUUCGGUUUUAACUCUCAUCUUGAGUUACGGGAGCGCGGAGAUGAGAUAUUUAAGGGCCGCGGGCAUGGAUGGCUCAUAGGGAGGUGCUUGGAUGGUUCGUUGUGAAUUCCAUAUACAUAUCACCGUGGAGCAGCACCAUUGUUCCUCCAAAUCCAUUGCAUAUGUAUGAUGUAUGUACCACAUACAGGCAUGCAGGCGCUGGGUGGAAGUGCUCUAGCCUCCGUCUGCUGGCUCCCUACUUCCCGUAGUUCGUAGUUGGCGCAAGAUUGGAACUCCCAAUAGCAAUUGCUGGUGGUAUAUGUGGUAUAUGGCCGAAUGCAGGCAUGGAUGGAUAUAGACUCCGGGCUGAGUUGAGUCAGUAGUCAGUCGGUUCAGCCUGGCCGGAGCAAGAUACGAUACAUACGCGCCAGCUUGUCAGCUGUAUCGUUUGUGAUGAAACAUCUCUCGUCUCCUGCGUGGGGACAUAGAGUAAGAUCCCUCCCCCAAAAGAAUGAGGAUGAGGCCAACUGCAGACUCUCCAUUUGCAUGUUGCUGCCAGGGACGUGUCCGUGUCCGUGUCCGUGUCGUGUCCGUGUCCAUGUCCGUAUCACUUGUUGUGAUUAUGAAGGAAGAGACAGACUAUAACUUAUCGAACAGGGCCGAUGUAUG
Pseudogymnoascus destructans is the source of this 3454-nucleotide messenger RNA. RefSeq lists its product as uncharacterized. The record is from RefSeq and is a predicted model, not a curated record. Gene Ontology annotation, biological process: ribosomal large subunit assembly. Gene Ontology annotation, cellular component: nucleolus. Bases 184 to 1821 code for a protein of 545 amino acids. Lineage: Eukaryota; Fungi; Ascomycota; Leotiomycetes; Thelebolales; Thelebolaceae. Gene Ontology annotation, molecular function: protein binding. The transcript is spliced from 3 exons.